AUGGCAUGGUCAAAGAAAAAGAUGCUCACAGUGGCUGGUUUAGUGGCUGCAGGAGGUAUUGGUGCUAUAACAAUAGGCUCAAAAAUAGGGAUGUUUAGCAAAGAAAAAAAGUCAGAGAAAAAAUAUGUGGCCCCUUCAAAGCCUGCAGUAAAGACAAAUGAUAGCGCCACUUUAUUGCCCUCAAAUCAUGCAGAAGAAAAGCAGCCGAUUGAAUCGAGGGAGUCGGCUAGUAAUGAAUCGUGGAUGGUUAGCACAGAAGAGGAAAAUGUAGGAUACUAUUCAGGCAGUGGUGACAGAACAUUUGACGGUGCAAGGGCAACAGAGAAAUGUCCGAAAUAUCUUGUAGAACCAUAUAUAUUUAAUUUAGACCAAGAAGUGUAUAAUAACUCGAAAAAUAAACAAUUGGGAUUUAUAAUAGAUAAGGGCGCACUAGAGAAUAUCUUCCAAAAUGAAAAAAGAACAAACAAACGAGCAGCCGAGAUGCUUCUUAGAAAAAAAAUAAGAAAACUAAAUCGGUUGAAAAAAAUAAAAACGCGUAAUAAAAAUUUCAGAAAAGCUUCUGCAGUAAAGAAAAGUCAUAAGUUAAAUAAAACAAAUAAUAAUAGUACAACAAUUGCAAAUCCUCUUAUUUUAAGGAAUAAUGAAAAGGAUACUGAUGUAAAAAAGGUAGAAGAGCUUGAUUCAAAUGAAGAGUACAGCAGCAAGCAAUCAUCUUCUGAAAAAAGCCACGAAAGCAAACAAGAAAGAGCCAAAGAGGACGUUCAACUAGAGACAGAGAAUCAAGUAGAUUCUGAGAUUAGAGAAAAAGUUAAGACUGAUUGGGGCUUAAAGUUGCGUGGUUAUAAUGUUUUAAAAUGGUUUAAUUUUAUUAUUAAGUAUGCAAAAUUUAAACAAUCAACUGCAAUAAAUCCAUUACAUAACCACCAUUUAAAUUCUAGUGUAAAAGACUGCUUUGCUGUAGAGGAAGAGUCAAAAAAUAAACACGAAAGUAGUACCAAUGAUUUGUAUAGUGAUAAAAACCAAGAGAAUAGAUUUGAAAUUCAUCAUAAAAAUAAAAUAAAAAAAGAUUUUAUAAAUAACUCGAAUAACCCGAAUAAUUGCAAAAAUGAUUAUUCAAAUAGUGAAGACAGUGAGAAUUCGAGCGCAUCGUCAUCAAUCCUACCUAUAAGUAAUAGUGAAGAAAGAAAAUUUAAAUAUAUUCAAGAAGUUAAUGAAUUGAUUUCUAAUAGAUAUGGCGUACAAACAGAUUCUAGAUCACAGGAAAAUACUUUGGAUAAAGAUCUAAUGGGUUCAAAUUAUGGAUGGGAUGAGUAUUGGCCACUUUACGAGGAAAACGAUUACAAUUUUAAUAUAGAAGAUUUUGAUUUGGCGAAUGGAUAUAAUUCUACUACACAGAAAAAAAUACUUAAUUUAAGCCAAAACACACAAAGCCAGAAUUUAAUAGAUAUGAAUAAUAAUAAUGACAUAUUUUAUUCAGAAACAGAGGCAGAUUAUGAACAAUGUGAAUUAUCAGAAAAAAAAGAUUAA
Nematocida parisii ERTm1 is the source of this 1527-nucleotide messenger RNA. RefSeq lists its product as uncharacterized. The record is from RefSeq and is a predicted model, not a curated record. Lineage: Eukaryota; Fungi; Microsporidia. The transcript has a single exon. The coding region runs from base 1 to 1527 and encodes 508 amino acids.